Messenger RNA from Rangifer tarandus platyrhynchus (Svalbard reindeer), 1074 nucleotides. The record is from the annotation of a GenBank genome assembly. NCBI's taxonomy places the organism in Eukaryota, Metazoa, Chordata, Mammalia, Artiodactyla, Cervidae.
AUGGAGAAGGGAAUGAACGUUCUACACGACUUUGGGAUCCAGUCAACACACUACCUCCAGGUGAAUUACCAGAACUCCCAGGAUUGGUUCAUCUUGGUGUCCGUGAUUGCAGAUCUCAGGAAUGCCUUUUAUGUCCUCUUCCCCAUCUGGUUCCAUCUUCGAGAAGCUGUGGGCAUCAAACUCCUCUGGGUAGCUGUGAUUGGAGACUGGCUCAACCUCGUCUUUAAGUGGGUUCUCUUUGGACAGCGCCCAUACUGGUGGGUUCUGGACACCGACUACUACAGCAAUACCUCGGUGCCGCUGAUAAAGCAGUUCCCGGUCACCUGUGAGACCGGCCCAGGGAGUCCCUCUGGCCACGCCAUGGGUACAGCAGGUGUAUACUAUGUGAUGGUUACAUCCACCCUCUCUAUCUUUCGGGGAAAGAAAAAGCCAACCUACGGAUUUCGGUGCUUGAAUGUCAUGUUGUGGUUGGGAUUCUGGGUCGUGCAACUGAAUGUCUGCCUGUCACGGAUCUACCUUGCUGCUCAUUUUCCCCAUCAAGUUGUUGCUGGAGUCUUGUCAGGCAUUGCGGUUGCUGAGACUUUCCGCCACAUCCAGAGCAUCUACAAUGCCAGUCUCAAGAAGUACUUUCUUAUCACCUUCUUCCUGUUCAGUUUCGCCAUUGGAUUUUACCUGUUGUUAAAGUGGCUGGGGGUCGACCUGCUGUGGACUCUAGAGAAAGCCAAGCGAAGGUGUGAGCGGCCAGAGUGGGUCCACAUUGACACCACGCCCUUUGCCAGCCUCCUCAAGAAUCUGGGGACCCUCUUUGGCUUGGGUCUGGCUCUCAACUCCAGCAUGUACCGGGAGAGCUGCAAGGGCAAACUGAGCAAGUGGCUCCCAUUUCGCCUCAGCUGCAUCGUGGCCUCCCUCGUCCUCCUGCACCUCUUUGACUCUCUGAAACCCCCCUCACAAAUCGAGCUGAUCUUCUAUGUCCUGUCCUUCUGCAAGAGUGCAGCGGUGCCCCUGGCAUCUGUCAGCCUCAUCCCCUACUGCCUCGCCCGGGUGCUGGGCCAGCCCAACAAGAAGACUUUGUAA